Molecule: messenger RNA, 1673 nt
Organism: Topomyia yanbarensis
Lineage: Eukaryota; Metazoa; Arthropoda; Insecta; Diptera; Culicidae
Exons: 3
Coding region: 262-1482 (406 amino acids)
Biological process (GO): apoptotic DNA fragmentation
Cellular component (GO): mitochondrial inner membrane; nucleus
Molecular function (GO): nucleic acid binding; metal ion binding; RNA endonuclease activity
Source: RefSeq, a predicted model, not a curated record
CGUUAUCAGUUGACCGCCACAGCCACAGUCGACGAGGUUAUAAAUUUCCACAUCGAGAUGAGCACCGGCUUAGUUGCAUCUGGAAUUCGAGCCGAAGCUCUUGCAAGGGGGAACUGAAACAAAAAGUGUGAAGUUAGCCGCGAAAAAGGUUGCAGGUCAGCCGCAGGGCAUUUGUCCGCAGUGUCGCACAGAGCGAGAGUACAUGCCAGUGAAUCUGUGAUAGAAUAAAGGAAGCACUACAGAUAGACAUAACCCGGCAGCAUGGGAGUAGGGAACACGGCAAUGCUGGUGUCAGCUCUUCUAGUCAUCUACGUUGGAAAGUACUUCGUCGCAGGAAAUGCAAUUGAGAGCAAUUGCGUACUUCCCCUCAAACCGGACUGGUCCUUUUUCUCGCCCCUCAUCUUCAGCCAGGACGGAACACUGAUUUCGACGGAGAAUGUGAGCGACGAAACGGAGGACAUCACGCUACCGGUCGGCAAUGAGGUACUGCUGUCCUGUGCCCCCAACUACUUCCGUGAGUUUUCCUCGGAAAAAGUGCUGAAAGCCAAAUGCAAAAAGGAUAAGACGCUGGUCGUUAAUGGUCUGGAUAAGAAUUUCGUUUCGGAACUGUCCUGCGAGGUGCGUUCGAUUGAGGAGAUUAUCGUUCCGGUACGAGGAUGCCCGACGAGUGCUCGCUCGAUCGAGUACGGCUACACCAACCCUGUUCACGGCAAGUCAUACAUCCUCGGCGAAGCUUGCUACGAUGUGAAGCGAGGUCAGACUCUAUUCGUUCACACCAAGAUCAAGUCCAGAAGCAAUACCGUUGAUGAAUUGGCUCUGAAAACCAUCAACAAUGCCAACUACUUCCGCCAGGAACAUCCCACGUCGCGAUAUAAGAUUGAACUGAACAAAGCUUUGAACAUCAACGAUCAGGCCGAACGGUUCAAGGGUGUGUUUGGAAUUAAAAACGUUCCAAAAAUCGAAGCCCGUCGUUACGUGAACGAAGAACUACUCACGCAUAAGCAGUAUCAAGCGGUUCUAAAGUUGGCCUGGAACUAUCAGAUUGUUAAGGAUUUGGACGCCAUGGACAACUUUGACAACUUGGUCGACGACAUCACGGAACUGGAUGCGAAAGAAAUCGAAAUCUACACCGGAGCGCACGGUGUGCUGCAGCUGAAAGAUAAACACGACAACAAUGUGGACGUUUUCCUGAAAGAGAACCGGUUUCCAGUGCCAAAGUUCCACUGGACGGUGGUACGUUCCGAGGAAAAGGCCGUAGCGUUUGCCGUAUUCAACAAAGUGCAGCUGACGGAGAAGGAACGGGAAAAGGAUUCCUUCUGUCAAAGCAUCUGCGAUCAGCUGUCGUGGAUCAACUCGCUGAGGGAGAACGACUCCUACAGUAACCCAGCGCUCGGGUACGUUCUGUGCUGUGAGCUGAACGAGUUCCGUACGACGAUAAAGGAGAUGCCACCGAUAAGCGGCGUGAAAGACAUCCUAAAGUAGUGGUGCUGUUUUUGCCAUUCGUGGCCGUUCCUAGCAUGACACAUUUAAAAGACAUGAACAAAAAAGCGCUGGCAUGUGAUUUAAAUUUUUAGUUUUAUUAUACUAUUAAAUUAUGAAAAAAAAACCGAACCGAUGCGUAGAAUGCUCUCUUAAGAUAGGCAGGUGAAUAAAAGUACAACGUUUCUAUUUCA